AUGAAGUUGACGGCCGCGGUGACGCUCUCCCAGAUCUGUGCGUUGUACGUGUUACUUGGAUGCAGUCCAGCGUCGACUGCACCAUUUACUAUAGGCUCAAUGCAAACGACCAUCAAACCAUAUGCCGAGUACAAUAAAAUCAAACCGUUUAAACACCAUGAUGUACACGAACCGUGGGAAACUCUCGACGAGAAAGUUGAGGGAAAUGUUUCGGCGAUGACUUCGGAUACAGCACCUGUUAUCGGUAUAAUGAACAAAGACAACACGGCGAUCAACUACGGUCACAGCCGGUCAAAGCAGAAGGACUUCAAAUACGAUCAGUUCCAAUCAUUUUUGGAAGCUUUGACUUCUGCGAGUAGUAAAUUUAAAGCGAUGUCGAUGACGACAGAACAACCAUUUGGGGAAGAACUCACCAGUAACUCGUUCAACGACUUAGACAUAACUGAAAUGCUACAGACGGAGCACUCAAAAACAUUUAAUAAGACUAAAUGGCUGUAUCCAAGGGCUGAAUUGGCUAUUAAUUUUCUUAAUACGUCAUAUAAUAUGGUAAUUAAUUCAACGACAACAAUGUCACCGACACUGCCAACCAUGCCGCCAUCGAUGAGAACUGUACUGCCAAACAUGACAACGACAAACAUGCCGCCAACCACGACGCUAAUGCAUUCUGACGAUAAUGAUAAUACUACUACCACUACGAUAAUACCGACAACUUACAGCAUAUACUACGACACAAAUGCCGAUCACCACGACUACGCAAAGGCCGAAACCGAAUAA
Messenger RNA from Macrosiphum euphorbiae (potato aphid), 774 nucleotides. NCBI's taxonomy places the organism in Eukaryota, Metazoa, Arthropoda, Insecta, Hemiptera, Aphididae. The record is from the annotation of a GenBank genome assembly.